UCCAACGUGUCUUGGUUCCUGAAUCUCAAGAUCCUGCAAAGGCAGCAGCAGAGUAAUUUUCGACUAAAGGACUCAGUGUCCAGUGCUCUAGCCGAGGAACCUAAGGGAACCACCACCCACACCGCCACUAUGCCCAACUUUUCUGGAAACUGGAAAAUCCUCAAAUCCGAACAGUUCGAGGAAUUGCUCUUAGAGCUGGGGGUGAACAUCAUGUUGAGGAAGAUCGCCGUGGCUGCAGCAUCCAAGCCAGCAGUGGAGAUCAAGCAGGAAGGGGACACUUUCUACAUCAAAACCUCUACUGCUGUGCGUACCACAGAGAUUAACUUCAAGAUUGGGGAGGAGUUUGAGGAGCAGACUGUGGAUGGGAGACCCUGCAAGAGCCUGGUGAAAUGGGAGAGUGAGAACAAAAUGGUCUGUGAGCAGAGGCUUCUGAAGGGAGAGGGCCCCAAGACCUCCUGGACCAGAGAACUGACCAAUGAUGGAGAGCUGAUCCUGACCAUGACGGCAAACGACGUUGUGUGCACCAGGGUCUAUGUCCGAGAGUGAGCAGCCAUGGACCAAGAGCCACCUGAAGCCCAUCUCUCCCCCACCCCACCAACCCACUGCUUCAGAGUCCCCGUAUAGCCACCACUCUCCCUUCCACACCCAUCUUAUAGCUUAGCUUUCCCUUUACCCCUUCACUCCUGUGGGCCACUGGGAUACCUCUUGUAGGGGCUUUUGUUCUUUGACCAACCCCUCCUUUUCUUUUGCCACACUGAGAGGGGCAGGUUGCAGGAGCCCAGACCACACCCCUUCCGCCAUCACUCCCCUCCCCCAGGCCAGCAGUCUAGCUCCACACCAGCCUACAGUCUCUUCUUCCCUCCAGGGAGGUUCUGAGUAAGAAGACUGUCUUUAAUUUCUACUCUUUGUCCCUGUAGCCUCCAUGGUUUAGAAUAUUUAUUUGUUAAUUUUAUUAAA
Molecule: messenger RNA, 957 nt
Organism: Dipodomys spectabilis (banner-tailed kangaroo rat)
Lineage: Eukaryota; Metazoa; Chordata; Mammalia; Rodentia; Heteromyidae
Gene: Crabp2
Product: cellular retinoic acid binding protein 2
Exons: 4
Coding region: 130-546 (138 amino acids)
Biological process (GO): fatty acid transport
Cellular component (GO): cytosol; nucleus
Molecular function (GO): fatty acid binding
Source: RefSeq, a predicted model, not a curated record